Asparagus officinalis (garden asparagus) is the source of this 2387-nucleotide messenger RNA. Its product is annotated as AP2-like ethylene-responsive transcription factor ANT. The record is from RefSeq and is a predicted model, not a curated record. The transcript has 9 exons. NCBI's taxonomy places the organism in Eukaryota, Viridiplantae, Streptophyta, Magnoliopsida, Asparagales, Asparagaceae. Bases 368 to 2218 code for a protein of 616 amino acids. Gene Ontology annotation, biological process: regulation of DNA-templated transcription. Gene Ontology annotation, molecular function: DNA-binding transcription factor activity; DNA binding.
AAUAGCUUGCAUAUUUGAAGAGGCUUCUCCUCAAAUUGGAAGACCUCACCAUUACUCCCUCUCCUCUCCUCUCCACCCCAGAGUUCUCCUUAUGGAUAAAGCUCUGAGCUUUCUUCAGCAUUAACAUACUAAUAACUAAGAGGAUUUAAGAGAGUCCUAAGAAAAAGAAGCGGGGGAGAAAAAGAUUGAGAGAGAGAGAGAGAGAGAAAGCAAAAGCCAUGGUCUUUCUCAGGACACAGAUCCCCAUGGAAUUCAAAGGAGAGUGGUGGAGCUCACUCUUUAUGCUUAUAUAGUUUAUAGAGGGAGGGAAAGACUUUGGGUCUUGUUAUAUAGAAUCUCAUACGAGCGUUAAGAGAAACGAAGAGCUAUGAAAUCUAUGGACAACAACAACAAUAACGGUAACAACUGGUUGGGCUUCUCUCUUUCCCCUCAGAUUAAUAUGGAGCUAUCCUCGGAGUCCGACCACCACCAUCAUCAGCAUCAUCAGCCAUCUCCUUCCUCUUCCUCUGUCCCAAACGCAGAAACGGUAGCAAACUGCAGCAGCAUUUUCCUAUCUCCAUCUGGGUUCUGCAACUAUGAGGAAGAUAAUAUCACUGCGGGUCUCUACUCUCAGUUAUCAGCCAUGCCCAUCAAAUCUGAUGGCUCUCUUUGCAUCAUGGAAGCCCUCAGCAGAUCACAACACCAAGGUAUGGUGCAAUCUCAAUCUCCAAAACUAGAAGACUUCUUGGGCUGCAGUGGUCCCAACAUUGGGGCCCAUCAUCAGUAUGGGGGAAAUGACAGAGAAACAACAACAACAGCAACAUCAGCAUCAGCUUCGACCAUGUAUUACAGCCAAAACCAGGAGGCUCUUGAUCUCCUCCAGACCCAGCAGCAGUACUUCCAUCCGCUUCAGCACAUGUAUCAUCAUCAUCAUCAAGAACUGGGGGGAGAAGAUGAUGGGUUUUCUUCCUCCAUCAAGAACUGGGCCUCAGUUGGGGGAAUGGGCUAUGGAGACCUGCACUCCUUGAGUUUGUCAAUGAGCCCAGGUUCUCAGUCAAGCUAUGUUGCUGCUACUCAGCAUAGCGUGGCCUCUGAUCACUCUGGAGUUGCUGCUGUUGCUGCUGAGGCCAUGCCUUUGGAUGUAGUAGUAGCAAAGAAGAGGGGAAAUGGGAAAGGGGGGCAGAAGCAGCCGGUUCAUAGGAAGUCCAUUGAUACUUUUGGGCAGAGAACUUCACAGUUCAGGGGAGUUACAAGGCACAGGUGGACUGGUAGAUAUGAAGCUCACCUUUGGGAUAAUAGCUGCAAAAAAGAAGGGCAAACUAGAAAAGGAAGGCAAGUUUAUCUCGGGGGUUAUGAUAUGGAAGAGAAGGCAGCAAGAGCUUAUGACUUGGCUGCACUCAAAUAUUGGGGGCCUUCAACUCAUAUCAACUUCCCUCUGGAGAAUUACAACCAAGAACUCGAAGAAAUGAAGAACAUGAGCAGGCAGGAAUAUGUUGCUCAUUUAAGAAGAAAAAGUAGUGGGUUUUCUCGAGGCGCAUCGAUAUAUCGAGGAGUAACAAGACAUCAUCAGCAUGGCAGAUGGCAAGCUCGCAUAGGGAGAGUUGCUGGGAACAAAGAUCUUUAUCUCGGAACCUUCAGUACACAAGAGGAGGCAGCCGAAGCCUAUGAUGUAGCUGCCAUAAAAUUUCGAGGGGCAAGUGCAGUCACAAACUUCGACAUAACAAGAUACGACGUAGAAAAAAUCAUGGCAAGCAAUACCCUCCUCUCUGGCGAAAAUGCUCGCAGAGUCAAAUCUAUAGAAGCUGACAUUGUCAACAACACCACCACUACUGAAAGCAACAACAACAGCACAAGCUCAGAUUGGAAAAUGGCGCUCUAUGAAUCACCGACUCAAACGCUGCAAAACUCCGAAUCAAUGGUGGAUCAAGAUCAGCCAGUUUCUGUAGCUUUUCACGGCUUUAUCGGGAUGGAGACUGUUAAUUAUGUGCAGGGAAUUGAUGAGUCUGGAAAAAUGGCGGGAACUCACAUUUCGAAUCCAUCUUCACUUGUGACGAGCUUGAAUAGCUCGAGAGAAGGCAGCCCUGAUCGAAACGGGUUGUCAGUAGUUUAUUCAAAGGGUGAGCCUCAGUUUAACGUUGGUUCGAGUCCUAGUCUUGGUUCAUGGAUGCCAUCGACACAGAUUAGGACUGCGAUCUCUAUGGCUCAUAUGCCCAUGUUUGCUGCUUGGAGUGAUGCUUAAGGGUUUUAAAUUUGCAUUUUGUGAGGGAGAAGGGGAGAAUGUGUAUCUUUUUUUUUCUUGCUGUUUGUAGCUGAUAUUUAUAGUUGUAUGAGUUUGUAGCUGGUUGAGUCUGGGCCCUAGUCUUGGUAUCUUACUAUUUUUUUCAAGCUUAGUUGUUAUUUCUGAUCAA